Molecule: messenger RNA, 3233 nt
Organism: Porites evermanni
Lineage: Eukaryota; Metazoa; Cnidaria; Anthozoa; Scleractinia; Poritidae
Source: the annotation of a GenBank genome assembly
UUUUCCCAUCCCGCUUUGCGAGUCAAUGACCCAGUCGAAGAAGGCAAGAUGGCCGGCAGUGUGAGGAACACGGAAAAUCUUUUCGAACAGCAAGACAGAGAGAAACUUUCAGAGCUUAAUUUUUAUGGUUCAGGUGGAAUUAGGUUCAAGGGAAGUGAAAGCAUCGCACUUUCUCUUCUAAACAAGCUGAGACUCGAGGGAGAAGAAGGGGGUUUUUGCGACGUGACCCUGGAAGUAGAGGGAAGACAAUUGGCCACUCAUCGAUGUGUUUUGGCGGCAAGCAGCCAAUUUUUUUAUACCAUGUUUAACAGUGGUAUGAAAGAAUCAAACCAAACACUCCUUAAGUUGCAUUCAGUUAGUUUUGACUCCAUGUCGCUCAUUCUUGAUUAUUUUUACACGCGAGAGAUUGUUAUAAACGACGACAACGUGUUGGAGUUGCUCAACACUGCAAGCUUUCUUCUUGUCACUCCAGUGAAAAAGGCGUGCAUUCAGAUUCUGAACAAACAGCUUAGCAUUGAAAAUUGUUUCAGUAUUCUACAAGUAGCCGAACAGUUUGGCGCAAGUGAACUUGCGAAAAGGGCAAGCAACUCUAUUAAAGAGAACUUCUUCUCUGCGGUGAACAACGAAGAAUUUGUUUCCAUUUCAAAAAAGAGUCUGAUCAAUUUCAUAUCUAGUGAUGGAAUUCAAGUGGAAAGGGAGGAAGAGGUCUACCAAGCUGUACUGAAGUGGGUGAAGUAUGAUGAAGAAAGUCGUGUCUCAGAUUUACCUGAAUUACUAAUCCAUCUGAGAGGGAAGUCGUUGCCUAAAGGAUUCCUGAAAUCGGAGAUGUCGAAAGAGCCAAUACUUGCUACCUUCUCCAGUCUGUUAGGAUCUUCCAAGAGGAAGAUCAAAACAAAAUGGACAAAGAAGAAACGUGGAAAGCAAACAGGGGCAGAUGACAAACCACAAGCUGAGAGGACAAGACCAUCCACUGAACUGCAUAAUGUCAUGAUUGGGAUUAGUGCUGUGCUAUAUGGUUCCUGCAAGGUAUUCUGUUAUGAUUUGGACAAGGAAGAAACAUUUGUUUUAUCAGAUUAUCCUAAUAUGCAUGUUGGUCCAGAAUUGGCAGUUAUUGGACGGUCUCUGUACAUAAUAGGUGGGUGUAAAAUUUUCAAUGGUAGUCCCACGAGAUUAAGCACUCUGUGUCUCGAUGAGGUGAAGAAUCAGGAGAAGUCUUCUUUUAGCUUCAGUAUGCACCCACAAUGGGAGACUAAGACACCUUGUAAAGUGAGCAGAGCAAGGGCUUCCUUGGCACAACUUAAUGGGCUGCUGUAUUAUAUUGGUGGAUCGCUUGAAGAUGGCAGUUGCUGUAACACUGUGGAGUGUUACAAUCCAGAAAUGGAUGAUUGGGUGUUCUGUGCCAGCUUAAACACUUCUAGAUCUAGGUCAGGCUGCGUGACAGGGAAUGGUCACAUUUACAUCAUUGGUGGUGGAACCGCUCAUUUAUUGGAGAAUUCAGAUUUUUUUUCAAGUGUUGAGAGGUUUGUUUGAGUUAAAUAAGAAUUUUCUCACUUUUUUCUCAUCCAUGCCACUAGGCAAGCAAAUGGCAAGAUCUAAGCUCACUGCACAGAAAUCACUAGAUUGAUGCCAUUUUUAUCCAUAAAAAUUGUUUUGAGCUGCUUUAUUUGCCCAUUUCCUAUUUGGAGAAUUUCUCCACUUGAAUCUUAUGUUUGCUGUAAAGUUCAAGUUUAUGGUAGCAUAAACUGAUGUUAAUAAACCUGAGAUUAUUUCCUACGAAUGCAAACAUGUUGACAUACUAGCAACAACCAUAUCUCUGUUCUGUUGUCACACAAUGUUCAACAUUUGAAAGCUUUUUUACUAAGUAACUGUAGAUACUAGUCAAAAGUACGAGAAAGAACAAUGAACAGUAACUAGUUGUUUGAUUUCAAUGUAUCCUUCUCCUUUGGCAAAGUCCACUGUAACUUAGCAUGAUCUAUUUUCUUAACUCCACAAGGGUUCCAUCCAUGUUAUCACAUGCUGAUCACACACAUGUGCUCCUCUUUGUGCCAUACAAUGUCCUUUCCCAGCCAGUUUUCCUAGGGCUUUGGUCCAUUCACGACUGGGCCUCACCCUGGAGACUGAUAAGUACUCCUGCCAGGGUUGCUACCCCUGGUACCACUCGAUCUUGUCUCCCCCCAGGAGGGUUUCUCUCCUGGUCACCUUACCCCUAGAUUUAAGUGCUUCCCUUGCCACCAGAAUUUUGGGCAUUACUUUCUUAUGUGUUUUCUGUGUGGUAUCUGGCGUAGAAAAUUUAUGCAAACCCACUGCUAAUGGAAGAGUUUAGUAAUGUGAUUGUAAAUCUCCCUAAUGUUUCACUCAGCUCUGCCUUGGAGCUAAGUGAAACAUAACCCUAACAGCAGGUUAAACCCUAAUAGCUACUUAGGAAAUGACUUAAAGUCGGCUUUUUCUAAGUUGUCAAUGAGUAUUUUUGGAGAUGUGCAUAAUAUAAAAAAUAUUACAUAACGCACACAUGUUGUUGAUCAAAAUGUAAUUUAGCUUAAAGUACUUUCAAUGUAAGUUGUUUUAGAAUAUAAAAUAGUUCAACAAUUCUUGCAAAGUUCCUCAUCCAAUUAUCUUGAACCUGUGGUACUUUUAAAUACCUUUGUAGGUAUGAUCCAGAAAAGGAUACAUGGUCAUUUGUUGCCAGUAUGAAUCAAGCAAGGGUGCUGCCAAGCUCUGUAUUUUUGAAUGGCAAGAUCUAUGUGAUUGGGGGACGUACCUUCAGUGCAACUGGUAUAACCUCAACCCCUACGUGUGAAGUGUAUUCUCCUAAUACUGACGAGUGGCAUUUCAUUGCAAGUCUCCCUUACCCUGAUCCUGGGUGCAAUAACAUUAUUGUAGUAAAGAACCAGAUCAUAGUGCCUUUGAUGCCUGAUGUAACUUUUGACUUCUCCCAUGAUGCUGUUAAAUACAAUGUGCGGACUAAUACUUGGCGAAAGGUAGAGCAUUUUGGUCCAAGCAGCAAGCAGGCAUGUUUUACUCUCUGUACCACUAAGCUGCCUGCAAUGAUCCUGCAAAGGCUGCCCGAAGCACCGUUUUCAGACGAUGUGUUUGGAGAAGAUAGUGAAAAUGAUAUGGAAGAUGAUUCUUACAGAAGUGACAGCGAUGACAGUUUAAGUUUCUUUGGAUGGCAUGCAUUGCAUGGGUUUAUGGAUUGGGCCAAUGGUUCCAGUGAUGAUGAAGCCUACUGGUAA